AUGACCGGCUCUUAUCAUAAGACUGCCCGGACUAUCUCGGUCGUCGCAGGCACUCUGGUAGCUCUGUCCUGCGGAACCAAUUAUGCAUACUCCGCAUGGGCACCCCAGUUUGCGCAUCGCAUGAAGCUCUCGUCGACCGAGAGUAAUUUGAUCGGUGCGGCGGGAAAUCUGGGCAUGUAUGCGAUGGGUAUCCCAAUGGGAUUGUUGACGGAUGCCCGUGGUCCAAGACUGAUCACUCUGAUCGGUUCGAUCUUGCUGGCAUUGGGAUACUAUCCAAUCUACCUAGCUUAUCAAUCGGGAGAGGGGUCGGUGCCAAUCAUCUUCCUAUGCUUUUUUGCUUUCUUGACGGGAACUGGUGGCUGCUCUGCAUUUGGCGGUGCCAUCAAGACAGCUGCUUCAAAUUUCCCCGAUCACCGCGGUACAGCAACCGCAUUUCCGCUGGCUGCCUUUGGACUGAGUGCUCUGUUCUGGUCUAAUGUUUCCACGUUAAUCUUCAAGGAUGACACCGGUCGCUUCCUCCUCUUAUUGGCGCUUGGAACCUCCAUCCUCUCUUUCUGCUCAAUUCCACUCCUUCGAAUCUUCCCCGUCGAAUCCUACUCGUCCCUUCCCCACCAUGGUCCUGGCGAUCAUGGUAAUUCUCAGCGAAUGCGCCGAGCAAGCAAUGUACCAGGGAACUCUGACGAGCACAACUCGACCGCAUUCGAUCAUGAACGAUCGGCACACGCGCGCACACAAUCAAAUGUCUCAAACCACCGAGCUUAUGGUGCCGAUUCUGAUGAGACCUCCUCACUCGUGUCUAAGCCCGAUGGUAGACCCUCUUUCGACACUCUGGAUGACGACUUCCUGGGUGAUGUGGCCGCGGAGGCGCACCACCCGGAUAUUCGUGGGCUGACUAUGUUGCGCCAUGUUGAAUUCUGGCAGCUAUUCCUGACCAUGGCUCUGUUGUCUGGAAUUGGAUUGAUGACUAUCAACAAUAUUGGCAAUAGCGCCAAGGCCCUCUGGCUCUACUACGAUGACAGUGCCACUUCCAAGUUUAUUCAACAGCGACAGGUCAUGCAUGUCUCGAUUCUCUCAUUCGGCAACUUCCUCGGCCGUCUCUCCAGCGGUAUCGGCUCCGACAUUCUCGUCAAGAAACUAAAUAUGUCCCGCUUCUGGUGUCUUCUAAUCUCAGCCAUCGUCUUCACCCUGACCCAGCUCGCCGGCUCCUCAAUCUCUAACCCGAACACGCUAGUCGUCGUCUCCGCCUUUACCGGUGUCGCAUACGGCUUCUUGUUCGGCGUCUUCCCCUCUUUGACCGCACACACCUUUGGCAUUGGCGGUCUCUCCCAAAACUGGGGUGUCAUGACUCUGGCCCCUGUCUUCAGUGGAAACAUCUUCAACCUUCUAUACGGUACCGUCUACGACCGACACUCCGUUAUCGGCCACGAAGGUGACCGCGAGUGUCCCGAUGGUCUGGCCUGCUACCGCUCCGCCUAUUACCUGACGUUCUUCUCGGGUCUGGCUGGAAUCUGCGUUUGUGUGUGGAGUAUCUUCCGCGAGAGGCAGGUUCAUAAUGUUGUGCGGAAGAAGAUCGACCACCGACUCGCAUAG
Molecule: messenger RNA, 1590 nt
Organism: Penicillium cataractarum
Lineage: Eukaryota; Fungi; Ascomycota; Eurotiomycetes; Eurotiales; Aspergillaceae
Exons: 8
Coding region: 1-1590 (529 amino acids)
Cellular component (GO): membrane
Source: RefSeq, a predicted model, not a curated record